AUGAACCCUAUCGAGGCGACGGUGUCCUACAGCUCCGGCGCGUACAUCAUUGGCUUCGUGAUUCUGCUGGUGGGGGUGAUACUCCCGAUGGUAUACAUGGCGCUCCAAAACAAGAAGGUGUUCAAGGCUGUGCGACGAGACUAG
Peronospora matthiolae is the source of this 144-nucleotide messenger RNA. The record is from the annotation of a GenBank genome assembly. Lineage: Eukaryota; Oomycota; Peronosporomycetes; Peronosporales; Peronosporaceae.